This is a messenger RNA of Trichosporon asahii var. asahii CBS 2479, 2034 nucleotides long. RefSeq names its product SLY1 protein. The transcript has 6 exons. NCBI's taxonomy places the organism in Eukaryota, Fungi, Basidiomycota, Tremellomycetes, Trichosporonales, Trichosporonaceae. The record is from RefSeq and is a predicted model, not a curated record. Gene Ontology annotation, biological process: endoplasmic reticulum to Golgi vesicle-mediated transport; intracellular protein transport. Gene Ontology annotation, cellular component: Golgi membrane; cytosol. Gene Ontology annotation, molecular function: syntaxin binding. Bases 1 to 2034 code for a protein of 677 amino acids.
AUGUCGCACCCGACUUUGCUGCAGUCGCAGACUAAUGCGCUGCGCACUCUCCUCAAUUUGAACCAGCCGCCGGCAACGAGCUCCAGCUCGUCGGGACAGACUCCCCGUCCGGGAACGCCGUCAACAGCUUUCGAUGAGAAUGCUCAGUCGCAGCUCGUGUGGAAGGUUCUCAUCCUGGACGAGCAGAGCCAGGCCAUUUUUGCUCCGUCCUUCCGCAUCCCCGACUUCCGAGAGCAGGGUGUAACCCUCCACAUGGGUCUGCAUCAAAAGCGGCCACCGCUCAAUGACGUUCCCGCGAUUUACUUUGUUGCACCGACGCGCGAGAACAUUAAGCGCAUCGCUGAGGAUCUCAACCCACCCCUGUACUCCUCUUACCAUCUCUCCUUCACAUCCGCCCUUCCUCGCUCUCUCCUCGAGGAGUUUGCUUCGCUGAUUCUUGCGAACGACCCGUCCGGAGCCACUGGACAGCUCAUCAGCUCCGUUCACGACCAGUUCCUCGACUUUGUCGUUCCGUCCUCCAACCUUUUCUCUUUGCUCCCAAGGAGGUUGAUCACGCAGGGCAAUGGAGGGAAGCCGGCCGACACGCGUCCCAGCUACGUUGUGCUGAGCGACCCCAAGGCCGGAGAGGUUGAGAUCGAGGAGGAGGUCGAGCGCAUUGCUCAAGGACUGUUCAGUGUGGUGCCUAUCAUCCGCUCCCCCCGCGGAAACGCGGCCGAGAUGGUUGCGCGAAAGUUGCACGACAAGCUUCGCAACCACAUCACUUCCACCUCUUCGCAGCGCGGCGGACCCAGCUUUGGUUCGGACAGCCUGCAGCGUCCAGUUAUCCUUGAUCGCAAUGUGGACCUUGUCCCCAUGCUGUCUCACUCGUGGACCUACCAGGCCCUCGUUCACGAUGUUCUCAACAUGAAAUUGAACAAGGUCACUGUUCCCAACCCCGAGGGAGGCAAGAUGCAGCCCAAGACCUACGACAUCGAUUCGAAGGACUUUUUCUGGGCUAAAAAUGCUGGCAACCCGUUCCCCCAGGUCGCAGAGGACAUUGACACCGAGCUCAACCGCUACAAGGCGGACACGGCGGAGAUCACGCGCUCGACUGGUCUUACGGAUAUGAGUGACCUGGAAAAGGCGAUGGACGCCUCUCUCGGUGCUGCGCACCUGAAGAAGGCGAUUACUGCCCUCCCUGAGCUCUCCGAGAGGAAGCACACCCUCGACACCCACAUGAACAUUGCCACCGCGCUGCUGCAGGCCAUCAAGGAAAGGAGUCUGGACAACCUCUUCCAGGUCGAGGAGAACGCGACCCGAGAGACCAAGGCGCAGAUUAUUGCUGCCAUGAAGGGACAGACCGACGAGCCUGGUCAGGUCGCUCAUCCUACGCCAGAGGAUCAGUUGCGUCUCGCUAUCAUCUACUACCUCUCCGCUCCUCAGCUCUCCAAGGAAGACCUCCAGGAGAUCACCAACCUUCUCAAGGAGGCCGGUGCCGACGUCGGUGCGCUUGAUUAUGUGAAGAAGGUUCGCGAGGUCACCCGAAUGAGCAUGAUGGUGUCCCAGCCUGCUGUUGCCGCCCAGACGGCCAGCUCUGGUGGUGAAUGGACGAAGGGUUUCAGCGCCUUUGGCAACCGCGGAGGUAUCGCGGGUGUUGGCCUUGACAAUCUUAUUUCCGGUGUGAAGAACUUCCUCCCUGUCAAGAAGGAGCUCACGAUCACUCGUCUCGUUGAGGCUUUGAUGGAGCCAUCGACUGCGAACACCCAGGCGCUGCAGGACACUGACGACUAUCUCACGCUCGACCCGCGAGCGACGCGUAGCCGGAACGCUCAGUCAGGACGACAGCGUUCGCAGUACCAAGAGGGUAUUGUCUUCGUCGUUGGCGGAGGAGGCUACGUCGAGUACUCGAACCUGCAGGAGUGGGCCAACCGAAGUCAACGCGAGGGCGGCGGUGGUGGCAAGAGGAUCACGUACGGAAGCACCGAGCUUAUGAACCCGGAGGCCUUUGUCAAGGCCCUGGAGUACCGAGAAGCGACUGAACCGUCAGACGAGUAA